GGGAAGUCGAUUGUCUUGGGCGGCUGCUUUACCCUUCGGCGGGGUCUCGAGUCCCGGAGGAAGCCGGCGUGUGUGGAAUUCUCUCCGACCCUCGCGGCGGAAUAAACAGGAAGCGAAGAGCACCCAGCCCGGCCCGCACUUGCCUUUGUUGAGGGGUCUGCCCUGCACAGCCCCGAGGAGGCUGCCCCGGACCCCCGCCCGAUGCGCCGCCCCGGGUGGGGCUGGGGGCGCGCCCUGUGAGCAGCACAAGCUCUGCACCUGCCAUCUCACGCCACUGCCUCCUCCUCCGCUGGACCGUUUCCACGGACUGAUACCUGUCGGCUCGUAGUGGUAAAGCAAGGACAGAGCUGAAGCCCAGGGAGCAGCAGAUGAGGACGGGCCGGACUCCCCUGGAGAGCUGAGCCUGUGGACGAUGCUGGCCACGGCACGGCUGCGCAGGUCUUCGCUUUGAGGUGGGAGGCAGGCCUCUGCGGGACAGCUGCUCCACGCCCGGUCACCAUGGCUUCCACACUCUGGCUGGACGGCUGACAGGACCGUGCGCCCCGCACGCCGCUGGACUGGGGGCAGUCUGUGCACCACCCGCUCACAGGGCGUGGGAGCAGGGCUGGUGGGCAUCAGAUGCUCCCAAACGCUGGACCGGCGGAGCGAUGGACUCGGACAGGCUAAGAUGGAAGUGACCUGAGGCCUCGCCGGGCGGUUUCCUUGCGACAGGACAGCUUAAGAGUCAGAACACAGGCUUGUCUGGGGAGCAGUAUGCAGGAAGCUGGUUUUCAGGCCACAAAUGCUUUCACAGACUGCAAAUUCACCUGCACCAGCGGUAAAUGCUUAUAUCUCGGUUCGCUGGUCUGUAACCAACAGAACGACUGUGGGGACAACAGUGAUGAAGAAAACUGUCUGCUGGUGACCGAGCAUCCGCCUCCGGGCAUCUUCAACUCGGAGCUGGAGUUCGCCCAGAUCAUCAUCAUCGUCGUGGUGGUCACGGUGAUGGUCGUGGUCAUCGUCUGCCUGCUGAAUCACUACAAGGUCUCCACGCGGUCCUUCAUCAACCGCCCGAGCCAGAGCAGGAGGCAGGAGGACGGGCUGCAGCCGGAAGGGUGCCUGUGGCCUUCAGGCAGCUCGGUGCCACGGCCAGGGGCCUCUGAGAUCAUGUACGCCCCUCGGGCCAGGGACAGGUUUACUGCCCCGUCCUUUAUCCAGAGGGAUCGGUUCAGUCGCUUCCAGCCCACCUACCCCUAUGUGCAGCACGAGAUUGACCUCCCUCCCACCAUCUCCCUGUCGGACGGGGAAGAGCCGCCUCCUUACCAGGGGCCCUGCACCCUGCAGCUCCGGGACCCCGAACAGCAGAUGGAACUCAACCGAGAGUCUGUGAGGGCCCCGCCCAACCGAACCAUAUUUGACAGUGAUUUGAUAGACAUUUCCGUGUACAACGGGGGCCCCUGCCCGCCCAGCAGCAACUCGGGCAUCAGCGCGACCACCUGCAGCAGUAACGGGAGGAUGGAGGGGCCGCCCCCCACCUACAGCGAGGUGAUGGGCCACUACCCAGGCGCCUCCUUCUUCCAUCACCAGCACAGCAACACACACGGCGGCAGCAGACUGCAGUUUCAGCAGAACAAUUCAGAGAGCACAAUAGUCCCCAUCAAGGGCAAAGACAGGAAGCCCGGGAACCUGGUCUGACCCCUCCAGGCGCACUUGAAUCGAGGAGAGGAACCGAGGAGGGGAAGAGGCUGCGCCACCCUCCGGCGCACGGUGUUGUCCGGUUUCACGUGGUACAACUAAGUAAAACCAAAUGUGCAAACACGGUCUUUGUUUCUGAUUCCUUUCAGGGGAGUUGCAUGCGAAGGAGACUGAGAGGAUGCGGACUUCCAUCCGGUCUGACCGCCAACGGUGUUGAUUUGGGGGCAGGGUGGGGAUGGGGGAAGAUUUUGGCAAAGGGUGGGCAGGGAAACAGAGAAGGGAUGCUUUGAAGAUAUCAUGAAAUAAGAACCACAGAGGUAUUUGAUUUAUUUAAUUCCGAAAGGAGACUUCAUAGUUUAAAUGAGGCCAGAAUGGCCUGUUUUGUAACUAACUGAAUAAAGAAGGAAGCGUUAUGAUAUAUUAUCAUGGGGAAGAAUCAGCCCUGUGGCUUUUUCUCCCAAGGUGUGGAACUUUUAUUUUGUUCUAAAAAUAUGAAGCAAAAUUCCUGUUUUGUGUGCCAAGGUAUAAAGUGGAGAAGUUAGAUGAAUGCAAGGAGCUAUUCUUUGUUGAGAUGGUGUGUUUCCAAAGUUGCACUAUUGAUGUUUAAAAUAUAUAUGAGGGAACUGUUUUGCGUGAACUUCUGUAUGUUGCUUGUCUUUUCCCUGUGGGUGGUUAUUAGGCCUGAAGAACAGCCUAGAGUGAUCCCAGAAUCACACAAGAAAGCGUAUUUGGGGAUGUAGCCUAAUAUUUACCAAAUUCUGUAAAUCAGCCCAGUGCUGCUUGCUGCAGGAGUUUGCAUCCUACCUGGUGCAUCACUGAGGCACCAGGAGACACUGGGAUGGAAGAUAGGAAAUACUAAGUUCCGGCAUUUCUGGCUUAUUUGAAUUACUCUGCUAGUUUUAGGCUGCAUACUUUAUUAAAAAUGAACAAAUGCAUUUAUGUAUCCAGUAUCGUGCAGUGCCGCCCUUGCCCGCCAGCAGUGUAGUUCCUCCAGUAAUUUAGAUUUUUUUCCACUGUAGCAUGAAAUAUAUUCAGAUACAUAUUUUUUUUUGCAAUAAAUUGUUUAAAAUGCAAGGUGGUUAUUUUGCAUACUGCUGAAAUAUGUGACUCUCAGUGUGUCCCGUUGCCUCUCCCCUUUCCCAGGUAGCUCAGUUCAGUUCUGCAAGGCCGGUCAGUUCACCCAGAGGCUCCCAGCGGCCACCUGCAUACAGCUUGCCCAGCACUUGCUGUGUGAGCCAUGCUGGCAGAGGUCCUUGGAACUGAUGGAAGGGCACCUUGUCUACCAGUCAUGGUAACAAGCCAUUGCAUUUCACAAGUGUCACAUGGAACUCAGCCUGCAGACCUGCCUAAACUCCCACAGGGAUUCCAUCUCCCCUGCCCCCAGCAGCCUCCCUGUUGAUGGCAAGGACCAGGGGGUCAGUUAGAGGACAGGGGCAGGUGGGGGUGUGACUGUAAUAGCACAGGACAAAAAGCACAACCCGCAGUUAAGAUGCAACCAGAAAAUUGAUUCUAUAUAAUGUCUUAGUUUUAAUAUUCCUAACAUUUGCAAACAUUCAUUCUCACAGAUUAAAAAACAAAACAAAAAAACUUUCUUCUGCAGUUGUAAGCACUGGCUUUGUCACAGCAGCAGCUGGUCAGGUUAACAUGUUCUGCACCAGGCGAAGGACUUAUCUGCAGUGGCCAGGCUGCUUUCCACUGGGCCUCUCUGGCCUCUGCACAUAACAAGACCAAUGGAAUGGUGACCUGUGACUACCAGCUAUGCGGCUCGAAUGUCAAGUUGUGUGUGUGUAUGUGUGUGUGUGUGUGUGUGUGUGUGUGUGACUGUGUUCUUGGAGGCAAUUCCUCAGACACAUGUCUCUGUGUAGCUUGCUGAGAGCUGGAGACUUGUUUGCAAGCCCUUGUCCUGUCUGAUUCCAAUCUGCUGCUUGCUUCUGCUGCUUCCUCAGUAGGUAAGUUGCUGCAUUUGUUUUGAGGUUUGGACCUUCCCUUAGAUAGAUACAUUUCACAUAGUAACAUCCAUAGAACUAGGAGAGAGACAGAUGGCCAGCAGUUGUUAGCUCAUACCCAGAACCCUGCCUGGGAGGACUGCGUUUGAGGGUUGCAGUGGAAAUUCUGAGGUUGGCUUCAGUCUCAUUCCAAAGACCUUCUUUCUGAAGGCCUCUAUCAAGCAGGGAGAAACCAGCCCUCAGGGCAGGGGUUGUCUUGGGGCCAGAGAUGGCCCUUUUCAUGACUCUGGAGGCUUCCUGAAAGGUCCCUCACUCCCUGGGUGUCACACCUGUGUUUGAGAGAAACUGGGUCCAUGACACAAAGGUGAGGAGACACUCAUCCAGAAUGGGAUCUCACUGGUGGGGACUUGGUAUGGCUGGAUGAUCAGUCAGGUGUCCCCUGAGACACAGGUGAGAUCAGCUCACGGCUUCAUCAUUCCAAAUCUUGCCUGCAGUUCUAGAAAAGCCAGUAAAUCCACCUAUUAGCUCCACCUCAGAUGGCUUCAUGAGUCUUACUUUGCUACCUGCUACAGGAAAGGGCUAAGGCCUGAGACUUGUAAAUUCUUUAGUAGCCUCAAAAGUGUAAGGACAUUCUGUAGAUGUCGAUAGUAUUGGCAAAACAAUCAUUUAAUUCAAGUAGCUUUAAUCAUCCUUCAAAAGGAGUCCCCCACCCUUCAGGUACCCUAGAGAAUUGCCUUGUAAGUUAAUCAGUUGUUGCAAAGACACAAACAUAGUAAAGCUUGACUUUGAAAGGUCUUUGAGGCUGGGCCUCAGUAAUGAAUUAGUUUAAAAGCCAAGGUCAUAAAUUGGAUUAAUAGUCAAUUUCCCUUGACACAGGGAGGAGAUUUAGAUCAGCAGCUCUUCUGAAGGUUGUGGCCUCCCAGCUCAUGAGGUGUUGAACAAGCAGUGUUUGUGGUGAUGCAGGCCAAGCCCAUGUGCUGGUGAAACCAGCGAUUCAGGGUCUGAAAGGUCUAUAAUCACGGAUUAUUCCCACAGAACACUGCAACAGUUAGAGAGCGAAACUCCUAGCAUACCACUGAGACUUUUGUCCCUUGUCAUUGGGAUUUCCGGGAGUUCUAAACCUAAGCCCUGCUGAACCCCACCUGUAGGAACUGUCUUCUAGCUUACCUCUGCUUGUUCAGAAACAAUAGCAUUUUCCAAAUACCAAGCAAUCUUUAAGCAAGAGAUUGUGAAACAAAUCACACAUUUAAAAAGUUGAUGGCUGGAUUAUCAGUUAGGUGUCCCCUGAGACACAGGUGAGAAGAUCAGCUCAUGACUUCAUCAUUCCAAAUUUCGCCUGCAAUUCUAGAAAAACCAGUGAAUUUACCCAUUAGCUCCACCAUUAGCUGGGGGCAUGGCAUGGCUCAGGACAGAGGGCUGGCCUAGCAUGGGCAAGGCCUGGCUUUCAUCCCCACCAAUGCGGAAAAUUAAUGAGUUAACUAGUUGAUCUAUUUUUCAUGUUCAUAAUUGAUUGAUAAAGCAGUUUGACAAGCAUGCUCUCUGUCCUUCCACACACCCCUGCCCAUCAUAACACACCAGCCCAGGAAAAAUCUCAAGGUAGCCGAGAACAGAUGUACCAUGAGGAUACACUGUUUACUACUGAAGCUCAAACUUGAGUGAGCAAAUGCGAGCCCACCAUAACCUGGGAGGUCUCAGAGCAGCAAUGGCACUGGGUCCCCAGAUAACUGUUUCCUGAACUUGAUCUUCACAUUUAUCUUUCUAAGAAUGAGAGAGGUUCAAAAGGAAGGACCUUCAGAAAGCUCUGAUCUAGAGGAUUCCACUCUGACCCCUGCCUUCCCCUCAGAGCCAGUAGACCCUCCAUGGUCCAUCCAACAGUUCUUUCAGAGAGGCUCCUGGGUAGAGGACUUAAAAAAAUACACUCAGUCCACAUACUUUUUUUUUUUUUUCUGUACUGGAGAUUGAACCUAGGGGUGAUUUACCACUAAGCCACAUCACCAGCCCAUUUUUAAAAAUUUAGAGACAAGGUCUUGCUAUGUGCUUAGGGCCUUGGUAAGUUGCUGAGGCUGGCUUUGAACUUGUACGUACUUGUUGAUAGAUACAGAGGGCAGCCCCACAUGGCAGUAGUCACCCACAGUCUCCUCUCACCUCUGCUGAUGCUACUGGGGAAUCAUGGCCACCGAGUGCACUGUGCUGGUGCUUGCUGAGUGUAACUCUCUUGCACACUAUCACACUUUCAUAAAAUCCCCAAACCUCUGCAGUGUGAGGGAAGGGAUGUGAGAAUACUUGCUUUCUGCUAUCUUUUUGCUUUUCUUGUCUAAGUGACUGAAGCCAGUGCUUGGAGCCAAGCCCAAGUCUCAUGAGCACAGCCCCCUGAUCCUCCUAUUCACACUGCAGUAGAAGGCCAUGCCUUCAGCCUGCUUAGGGAAAAGGCCACUGCUGGGAGACAAAGUGGCAAGGAGGGCAGCAUCCUUUUCUCAGCUUGAGAACAGUAGUUAACAGUGGCCCACACAGUCACCAAUCACGAAACUGCCUGGUGCUUGCUUUGGAGGCACACAUACUUAAGUUGGAACGCUGAAAAUUGGCAAUGGCCCCUGAGCAAGGACAACAUGCCCUGUGAAGCAGUCUGUAUUAGAAAAAGAAAAAAAGGAACUCUGCACCCAGGUCACAAGUGAGUUCUCAGUGGCAGGUUAGAGGCUGUCAGCUGCCCCGAGACCAGAGAUGUGCCCUCCUAGCCUUCGGCAGCACACAGGUGUUAGGAUUCAAGAUGUCAUUUAAUGCCUAAAGCUCUUGCUUAGUGCAGGUUGAUGUUAGUGCCAGAGUUAGACACUUGCUGCUGCCCCUGAUCCUGAGUUGUGCACGGCAGAGGCUUGGUCCGGCGUGGGGACAUCUUGCUGAGAAUGCAGCGCCUUCUUCCCCUGGCCUUUGCGCCAAGCAUUUGAGCUGGGCAGAGUAGUGUGCACGUGUGACACCCUGUCAUCUCCAGCUCUGCAUGUCUCUAAGCAGUCAAGGUGCCUCCCGUCUGGCUUCAGCAGAUGCAGCAACCCAGCCCUGCUCCUGCGCUCCACGCCCUGACCUUUGUUGUGCCUCACUCAAAAUGGUGCUUCUUCAGUUGUCUGUCUUCUCUUACGUUUUUAUUUGUAAGGUGCUGUAUAUAAGUUGAAUAUAUUAUGCCCAUAUCCUACCCAAUGGGUAGAACAAAAAUUGUUAAUACUGUACUAUAAUGUAUAGAUGAUACCAAUUUUAACAGAAAUGGCAUAGAAUUUGUGAAUGCCUAUGUGCUUGGUCCUCUUUUGUAAGGAAAUUUGCAAAUGGAUGCAUACAGAUAAAGUCUAUGUAGUUUAUUUUCCUAUUAAAUACCAAUAUUAUAACACAAGGGAAAGAAGUCUGAACAAACAAGCGACAGCUUAUGACCAGCGUAUAUAUAGCAAUUGAGUUGCAUCUUUGCUGUGAAAACACUUUGGAAAAUAUUUUUUAAAAGUCGCACAGCUUUAUGGUUGCCACUAGAUGCUUCUUAUUUUAGUCACUUUAGAAACGCUCAGCUGGACAAGCGUUAGUUAUAUUUGAGUCAGAAAAAAAUGACUUCAACUUGCUUUGUGAGCAGACAUUACCUGGUGGUGCGUGAAGGGCUUGGGCCUCAGUGAGAAGCACAGGGUUUUGUCAUGUCAGAGUGACGGGCCGGCCUGCAGCAGAGGACUCUGUUGGGCUUUGGAGCAUUUGUGACCAUGUGUGUCCGGAGUUUCUCUGUGCCUUUUCCUCUUGUGAACUGAAGCUGUGGAGCCAGUGAAGAGGGGGUUUUGUAGGGAGAGAGCACCUCAGGAAAAACCAACCUGUGUGGUGGACCCUGGUCUCAGGAACAGUGUGUGCCAUGGGUUAGCAUCAGAAAAUCAGUGUCAGCCAGCCAGGCCAGGAUGCUCGAGCCAUCCCUGUGGUUGUCCUAUGUCAGUCCUGACCCAAAAUGCCAGCGGGGUUUUUGGGUAGAGGUUACAAUUCCAGUUGCACAUGAAGUCAUGCCUCUUUCAGCUCAGUUUUUGGUGUCUCAUUGUCACCUGUUUUUCUUCAGAGAGUCUAUUUUUUUUUUUCCAAACAAAUAAAAGGUCUGUAACACCGUGUCCAUAGAAACCACUGCUGAAUGUUGGUGUGGGCAUCAAGUGUUGUCCAGCAGGGCACUUCACACAGUUCUGCCCAUCUGAUUCAUGAUCCCAGUCUAUUCUGUCACUGGAAUAGUCUAAUAGAGUCCAUAUUUUUAAUUUACUUUGAUGUUAGUUUUGAAAGUCACAAUACAAUCAUCCUUCUACCUUCCAGAAAAUGUCAUUACUGGUUAUCCUUAAUCCAAACACCUCUACAAUGCAAAUCUCAAAUGCUGGGGGAUUAGGAUUAGGUUGGCCUUCCUUUAGCGCAUUCUGAAAGCGCCAUGAACAAGUGCCCAUUUGUGUUGGGUCCCAGGAGGCAGUACCACUGGCACCUGCAGGGCACACUGGGACCAGCAUUGAGAUUCAGAAACGAAGCUGCCACCCUGGGUCUGGUGCAUGUGAGAAUGUUCUGGACACGUCUGUAGAGGUACCAACUUGUACAGCCACAGCAUUGCUUUCUUUCUGCAGACCCAACUGAGGCCGAGACCUUCUAGUCCAUGAUACUGGUUCCAUUUAACAUGCUUGUUGUUGUAUCACUGUGUUAUUUUCAUGGCUUUCAAAAUUCACAUUGUCAUUGUAUUCUUGUCUAGUUUAAAGCUGUUUAAAAAUAUAUAAUAUUAUUCACAGCAUUUAGUUCAUUUAAUUUUUAUAACAAAGCAAUCUACUAAAAAAGUACAGCUGUAUUUGAACUUUUCAAUCUUUGUGAGCUAUGAUAAUCAGAAGUCAUUAAAGUCCUUUUUUAAAACAA
Messenger RNA from Ictidomys tridecemlineatus (thirteen-lined ground squirrel), 8498 nucleotides. RefSeq names its product low density lipoprotein receptor class A domain containing 4 (gene Ldlrad4). Gene Ontology annotation, biological process: negative regulation of transforming growth factor beta receptor signaling pathway. Gene Ontology annotation, cellular component: Golgi membrane; early endosome membrane. The record is from RefSeq and is a predicted model, not a curated record. Gene Ontology annotation, molecular function: R-SMAD binding. NCBI's taxonomy places the organism in Eukaryota, Metazoa, Chordata, Mammalia, Rodentia, Sciuridae.